AUGUCAGAACAUCCGCUAGCUUCACGAUUACCCAAGCCAACUGGUACUAUGUCUACUUAUACUGGACCGAAAGAAUUCUGUGCUCUUGGACUCCGCCCUGAGACGCCUCGCAACAUGGAUGACUUUGUUCAUUCUGAUAUACCUCAAUUCUGUCUCCAUGUUCAAACUUUCAAAGACGGCACUCUUGUCAACUUGACAUUUUCCCAUGUAACAACUGACCUGAUGGGGCUGUCUGCCAUAUUCGAGGCUUGGAGUCAGGUCCUUGCUGGGAAGCCAGAAGCUGUCAUCUCAAUGCCGGGGUAUCGAAAAGACGUGUUCGACGACAUGAUCAAAUCGCCGCCCAAGGAGCGCCAUGUCUUCGCAGGCAAGAUUAUUGAUGGCUGGCGUUUCAAAGUCUGGGGCUUACGGAGCUUAUAUGAGUCGUGGAGAUCCGGCAACAUUCAGUCGCGGACUCUGUGUAUGCCGAAAGAAACAGUUAGCAGGAUGAUGCAGCAAGCGAGAGGCCACCUGUUAGAGGAAACAACAAAUGGCAAACCCUUUAUCAGCGAGGGGGAUGUCUUCGCCGCUCUCUCUUGCCUCAUGUUAGCCAAGUACCAAGGCCGAGGUACGACUCGAGAGCUGGCAACUAUCAUGGCUGUCGACCCUCGAAGUCGAGCCCGAUCAGUUUUCUUGCCAGACAAGGCAUACGUACAGAACUCUCCUACCAAUGCCUUUGUGUUCUGUCGCGCCACUGAGAUCUUGGACCUGCCACUGGGGAUCCUUGCUCUCCAAGUGCGAGAGGCCAUACAAGCACAGACCACAGAGGAACAACUGAAAGCCUCCACGGCACUCUCAGUGGAGUCUAUGAGGACAAACAACAUGCCUGUAGUAUUUGGAAGCACCAACAUGGCUGCUCAGUUUAUGUCGAAUUGGAGCAAGGGAGAUCUCGCUAAGAAGUUGGACUUCAGCCCCGCGAUAGAGCAAGAGGUAAGCCCUGGGAAUAGAAGGGGGAAGAGGGGACAUCCUGUGUAUUAUCAAGCUUCUGAUCCUGGACAUAAUACCGUCUCCGCCAUAUCGAGCGUGUUUGUGGUGGUUGGCAAGGAUUAUGAAGGCAACACUUGGUUUUCAAACUCGUUGCCGCAGAAGAUGUGGACAGACUUGAUGGAUUACCUUGAACAGCUCAGCCAUACUGAUAGAGCGUCUAAACUGUGA
Messenger RNA from Fusarium subglutinans, 1191 nucleotides. RefSeq names its product aminoadipate-semialdehyde dehydrogenase. The transcript has a single exon. The record is from RefSeq and is a predicted model, not a curated record. Bases 1 to 1191 code for a protein of 396 amino acids. NCBI's taxonomy places the organism in Eukaryota, Fungi, Ascomycota, Sordariomycetes, Hypocreales, Nectriaceae.